Molecule: messenger RNA, 1435 nt
Organism: Carlito syrichta (Philippine tarsier)
Lineage: Eukaryota; Metazoa; Chordata; Mammalia; Primates; Tarsiidae
Gene: ZBTB25
Product: zinc finger and BTB domain containing 25
Exons: 3
Coding region: 52-1359 (435 amino acids)
Biological process (GO): regulation of transcription by RNA polymerase II
Cellular component (GO): nucleus
Molecular function (GO): RNA polymerase II cis-regulatory region sequence-specific DNA binding; DNA-binding transcription factor activity, RNA polymerase II-specific; protein binding
Source: RefSeq, a predicted model, not a curated record
UUCUCCCUAAAGCACCAGGGCUCUGCACAGCCAGGGUAGAGAAGAACCACAAUGGACACUGCUAGCCAUAGCCUUGUCCUUCUGCAGCAGUUGAACAUGCAGCGAGAAUUUGGUUUUCUGUGUGAUUGCACAGUUGCCAUUGGAGAUGUAUACUUCAAAGCCCACAGAGCAGUGCUUGCUGCUUUUUCCAACUAUUUCAAGAUGAUAUUUAUUCACCAAACAAGUGAGUGCAUAAAAAUACAACCAACUGACAUCCAGCCUGACAUAUUCAGCUAUUUGUUGCACAUUAUGUACACGGGGAAAGGACCAAAACAGAUUGUGGAUCAUAGUCGUUUGGAGGAAGGGAUUCGAUUUCUGCACGCCGACUACCUUUCUCACAUUGCAACUGAAAUGAAUCAAGUGUUCUCACCGGAGACUGUGCAGUCCUCAAAUUUGUAUGGCAUUCAAAUCUCAACAACCCAAAAGACGGUUGUCAAACAAGGAAUGGAGGUCAAAGAGGCUGCUUCCAGUAACAGUGGUAACCGAGCUGCUGUCCAGGGCGACCACCCCCAGUUGCAGCUCUCUCUUGCUAUUGGUCUGGAUGAUGGCACUGCAGAUCAGCAGAGGGCCCAUCCUGCUGCCCAGGCCUUGGAGGAGCACCAGAAACCCCCAGUGUCCAUCAAGCAGGAGAGAUGUGACCCAGAAUCUGUGAUCUCCCAAAGCCACUCCUCACCCUCAUCAGAGGUGACGGGCCCCACCUGUACUGAAAACAGUAUCAAAAUACACUUAUGCCAUUACUGUGGGGAGCGUUUUGAUUCCCGUAGUAACCUAAGACAACAUCUCCAUACACAUGUGUCUGGAUCCCUCCCAUUCGGUGUCCCUGCUUCCAUUCUGGAAAGUAAUGACCUUGGUGAAGUGCAUCCACUUAAUGAAAAUAGCGAGGCUCUUGAAUGCCGCAGGCUCAGCUCUUUUAUUGUCAAGGAAAAUGAACAGCAGCCUGACCAUUCAAGCCGGGGUGCCGCAGAGCCUCUCCAGAUCAGCCAAGUGUCGUUGAUCUCCAAAGACACAGAACCAGUAGAAUUAAACUGUAAUUUUUCUUUUUCAAGGAAAAGAAAAAUCAACUGUACCAUCUGUGGGCAUAAAUUUCUUCGAAAGAGCCAGUUGUUGGAACACAUGUAUACACAUAAAGGUAAAUCUUACAGAUACAACCGAUGCCAAAGGUUUGGUAAUGCAUUGGCCCAGAGAUUUCAGCCAUAUUGUGACAACUGGUCUGAUGUCUCCCUGAAAGGUUCUCGCUUGUCACAGGAACACUUAGACUUGCCUUGUGCCUUAGAGUCAGAGCUCACACAGGAAAAUGUGGACACUAUCCUGGUUGAGUAACAGCUGCUUCUUCAGAAUUGUAUACGAAUUCUGAAAAAAAACUCACAUGUAUUUUUAAUUCAUAAAUUAUUUCCCU